AUGGCGCCAUUCAAGUUCGAGAAGCCGAAGAACAGAGACAUUCUGGGCGGCGACCUGCUCGCCCAGAGCCUACGAAAUCUGGGAGCUGAAGUUGCAUUCGGUUUACAUGGAGGCCACUUGGACGCUUUCCUUAUUGGCGCUCAUGAUGCUGGAAUUCGUUUGAUCGAUACAAGACAUGAAACCACAGCAGUACAAGCUGCAGAGGGCUACGCAAAAGUUUCUGGCAAGGUAGGAGUCUGCUUCGUCACAGCGAAUAGUGGGUUCUCAAAUGGUCUACCUGGCCUAGCGACUGCCUUUGCAGAUAGAUCACCUAUCUUCUGCAUUACAUCGAGCCCACCACUUCAGGAUGCCGAGACCAAUGCUCUGCAAGGCUUCCACGACCAAGUCGUUGUGGCAAAGCCAAUCACCAAGUUCGCCCAUCGCGUUACCAACGUAGAAGAGAUCCCGAGAAUCGUGGCGUAUGCCUUCCGGAGCGCAAACACCGGUAUAAAAGGUCCAGUAUUGAUUGACUUCCCAAUCGACGUCCUUUUCUCGCCACCCGUGCUGGACAGGGUUGCCCUAGGCGCAGUAGAUGUCCCUCCUGUCGCUCCUCCCGCACCAGACCCAGCCACAGUGGACAAGUUGGUGAGUGCAUGGAAGGAAGCGAAGAGACCAGUCAUAAUCACGGGAACUGGUGUCUUGGGCACGAACAAGGUACUUCAGACAUUGGCAGAAACCACGAACACGCCAGUCUUCUACUCCAACAAGUUCAGCACACCAAUUCCGGCGGAUCACGAACUCCGAGGAGGUCCGGCCACUGGACUUGCGGCGUUUGCCGGCAAAGAACACGCCGACUUCGUUCUCCUCCUUGCAGCUCGUACUGGUUUUCUGCUAGCUGGCCGAAGUGGCGCCGUCGUACCGAAUGACGCCACAAUAGCACAGGUUGACCUCGAUGGUGGUGAGAUUGGAAAGUCUCACGCCGUGAACAUCGGCAUUGUUUCUGACGCUGGGUUGUUCUGCGAAGCGUUCGUCGCGAAGGCUGGAGGUGGAUUUAGUCGCAAUGACGUCUGGGUAAAGAAAUGUCAUGAUCUCAAUAACAUUCCUCUACCGUAUGAACAACAAGAAAAGGUUAUGCCAGAUGGUCAACUACAUCCCUACCAUGGUAUGGCGGCCGUAAUGAACAGCAUACCGAAGGAUUCAAUCAUCAUGGUCGAUGGGGGCGAAGCUGGCCAAUGGGCUUCCCUCACUCUCGAACGUGCAAAACCUCAUGUCGCCAUGGUGUCCACUGGCUAUCUUGGCUUCCUCGGUAACGGCUGGGGCUAUUCCAUAGGGGCUGCUGUUGCUGACCCAAGCCGCCUCGUUGUCAACAUUCACGGAGAUGGUUCCGCGGGCUUUCAUAUCCAGGAGCUUGAUACCAUUGCUCGCCACAAUCUCAAGAUACUCACGAUCAUCGCCAACAACUACGCCUGGGGUAUGUCGAUCAAUGGCCAAGACCUCAUAUACGAAAAGACGUCAGAGGCCCGGCCGGCGACCAGGUUGAGCAAAGGUUGUAAGUACGAAACUGUCUCCGAAGGAUUUGGAUGUACUGGAAAGAGGAUUGAGAAGCACGAUGAGGUGGAAUCGACGAUCAAGGAACUGGUAGAGGCUACUCCAAGUUUGGCGAACAUGAUUGUCUCCGUAAAGCCUACCACUCCGGCCACCUUGAGUAUGGUUGGUGUGACUGAUGAUCCCAAUUGGAUUGUUGUGCCAUACUACGAUAACGUGCCGAGACCAUAUUACAAGUAG
Neoarthrinium moseri is the source of this 1764-nucleotide messenger RNA. RefSeq lists its product as uncharacterized. NCBI's taxonomy places the organism in Eukaryota, Fungi, Ascomycota, Sordariomycetes, Amphisphaeriales, Apiosporaceae. Bases 1 to 1764 code for a protein of 587 amino acids. Gene Ontology annotation, molecular function: magnesium ion binding; thiamine pyrophosphate binding; flavin adenine dinucleotide binding. Gene Ontology annotation, cellular component: acetolactate synthase complex; mitochondrion. The record is from RefSeq and is a predicted model, not a curated record. The transcript is spliced from 4 exons. Gene Ontology annotation, biological process: L-valine biosynthetic process.